Molecule: messenger RNA, 1062 nt
Organism: Cylicostephanus goldi
Lineage: Eukaryota; Metazoa; Nematoda; Chromadorea; Rhabditida; Strongylidae
Source: the annotation of a GenBank genome assembly
UCACGCGAAUCAUCGGGCUUCGACGAUUCGCACGAUCUUCUAGAUGACGCCUUGCCGCAGGCGAUGACCGCACCGGUAUCGCCAUCAGUGCCGCUAAGCGCUAGCAGUCAUUCGGACGGAUGGAAGUACUCGUCGCAGAAGUUGCUGUGGAAACUGAAACCUCGUUACAUCAAUUUCAGUCAUGCAUCGAGCACUUCGUCAUCGACAGAUUCAGCAUGGAAGUCACUGGACAGCUUCACAUGGAGAUCAGUGGAUGGAGCCGAAGUUGUCCUUCGUGGAGCUCGUUUGGAAGCUUUGAGUGAGAUUGAACGAAGUGCUCUUCGCCUUGUCGCUCUACAGCGACUAGCGGUCCUUCUGCCUGGAGUAAGCCUGGCCAAGCCGAAAGCCAUUAGGCAAAAGAGGCAAAAGCUUUUGAAGCCGAACAAGGCUCUGAACGCUGCCGAAGGAAAUCGACGAGUAGGCGGAUAUACUGAGAAACGGCUGUUUGGGGUUUCUCUGGUGACUUGUAUGCAAAAUGAGCGCCGAUUGGAUCUCGAAAGCAGAUGUCGUUCGCUUGACGAUGCUGAAAUCAUGCUGUAUUUCAGAAAUUCUUCUCCUCAACAACAAGCUAAAUCUGUUCGGUCUGAGCCUGAAUUUAUGACAUUGAACGAUCGAAAAUGGCUAUAUCCAUCGACACAGAAUUUGUAUCCUGAGUCAACUCCUUCGUCUCCAGCGGCAUAUGGUUCAGCUCCACCCACUUGUUCCUUGCCUGUCAAGGAUUUUUCGCUGAUCACACAUGCAGAACCGGAAAAGGAAAUUGUUACGGGUCGUUUUAUCAAAAAACAACGUCCUUCCUCCGCUUCGUUUUCGUAUUCGCUUGACGCACCAGUAUCUAGCGAUGAUGCUGAUCCCCACACCCUUCAAGUGCCACGAAUCGUGGAGAAUUGUACACAGUAUCUCAUGGCAUACGGUCUCAAUACGGUCGGACUAUUCCGAGUGGCUGGAAAUGCUAAGCGCUGCCGUCAGCUGAAAAGUACUCUGGAAAAGGUUGGAGGUGGUACGGCCAUUAGUGACGAACUUGUU